This is a messenger RNA of Anisakis simplex (herring worm), 297 nucleotides long. NCBI's taxonomy places the organism in Eukaryota, Metazoa, Nematoda, Chromadorea, Rhabditida, Anisakidae. The record is from the annotation of a GenBank genome assembly.
AUGGCGAAUGGUGCAAGUCGAGGUGUGAACAGUGAGCAACAUUUUCGAGAAUUCCUGGAGAAGGUGAACGGUCGUGAUUGGGUGGUUGUGCGCAAUAUGGUUGGUUUGGAUUACGAGAACCAAAUGAACUACACGUUGACGAUCACUGCUAUGGAUAUGCGAAGUCAAGUGACAUCCGAUAAGCAGUUUCAUAUUAUUUUACGAGACAAGAACGAUGUGGUACCACGCUUCACUGUGGAUCGUUUCACGGGCACAAUUGAAGAGGAACAAACACCAAUCGAGUUUAUGGAAAGGUAG